This is a messenger RNA of Penicillium taxi, 3615 nucleotides long. RefSeq names its product putative inositol polyphosphate phosphatase. Gene Ontology annotation, biological process: phosphatidylinositol dephosphorylation. Bases 1 to 3615 code for a protein of 1204 amino acids. Gene Ontology annotation, molecular function: phosphatidylinositol-4,5-bisphosphate 5-phosphatase activity; protein binding. The transcript is spliced from 5 exons. The record is from RefSeq and is a predicted model, not a curated record. NCBI's taxonomy places the organism in Eukaryota, Fungi, Ascomycota, Eurotiomycetes, Eurotiales, Aspergillaceae.
AUGUGGCACGUGGAAUUUAAACUGACUCGCAUAUACCAGAGACCUGUAUCUUCCCUACUAUCCCAUUUCGAGAACCUCGCUCAUCGCAAUCCUCAAUCUACCUCGAGUACCAGCCCGAAUGACUCUUCCAGCCGAGUUUUGAGAACCCCUGAGCCCAUCGACGAGCUCCGAUCAUCCAGCCGCGCGUCCCUAGAUCUUCCCCGGCCACAAUCACCCUGGGACCCGGAGGAUAGGCAGGGGCGAAACCAUGGUCUGGAAAACAUACGACAGAGAAGGUUAAAUGGAUCUUCUCGAACGCGAUAUGGCAGGCCCAUUUCUAUGAGUGUCCAUCAAUCGUCGCCGCAGCUCACACCUACCUUGACUGUCCAGUCACCUCGUUCGCCGCCGCGCAUCUCGGAACAAGACCGUCUGGCAUUACGCCAAAGUAAUGAUCGACUGACUCGAAGUCCCUCGCUGCAUUCCUCUAGAGAGACUGUCUCGGCCGGCGUCUCCCCCAAUCCAUCUAAUCGGCCAACAACACCAAAUGAUGGUCCGCCUGUUCUGCGGGGAGCGCAAGGGGGUCCAAUCGGGCGACUUUCACCAGUUGCGCCGUUUUUGAACGGCCAUGGGGGUCCAGGGGAUCGGAAAUCGAAAAGUAUCUCGUUACCGCCGCCAGUAAACCGGGCAGAUAAGCCGAAAAUACCAGUCAAACCAGCCAUGCUUUCUUUUCACGAUUCAAACUGUUUGGCUCCCCAGGCAGAUCCUGUUUCAUCUGAGGGUCACGUAUCGCCUUUCAGUACUCCUCCCAGCAGCCCAGAGAAGAUACCGGCCAAGGUCUUAUCUGCUAGUAAAACUGCUCCUCCUCCGCCCCUAUCUGCACGGCCUAUCACUCCUAUUAGACAUUCGUUCGAUAGUAGAUCUGCAUUGGCGAGUGCGAGUGCGAGUACUCGAAAUGAUGUCCAAGCAAUCGGUUCCCCAAAGAUCCCUCCUGCUCCUGCUGAGCCUUCUCGAGCUACGAAACCCUUGAUGGUGCAAAUUCCUUUAACAUCCUCUUGGGUGUUAGAGACUUCAACAGCCCCACCUUUUUCUACUCAAAGGAUUUCGACAACUGAUAGCCCCAUUGAGCGCCCUGGACUUCCACCACGACCGUCGCCUGCAGCACCUCGGCGGAGAGACUUCUCGUCCGUGAGUGGACCAGUACAACCUGUAACUAGCCCAUCAUCAAUGACGCCAAUUUCUCGAUCACUUUCUCGAUCAAUCCCUUCAAAACCUCAAGCGAGCGAGGGCCGGACACCGCGGAUUCCUCUACGCCAACAUUCUCUGCCGCGCGAAUAUUACCGACCUUCUACCCUUGUCGAGCCUCGAAUCAUACGCACAGAUACUGAAGAAGACAUCACGGGAGAAGAGAAUCCCAUUCGGGCUGAUUACCCGGACGCCUCACAGGCUAACAGACGCCCUCCUUAUCUCAAAACUGGACCUAGGGAAAUUCCUACUAGAUAUGAUACCCGUCUGCUCGCCGUUUGUGGGAAAUAUGUGUGCACAGCCGGAUAUUUGACUCGUGCGUGGGAUCUCACAACUGGGGAGCAAAUCAUGAGCCUCAGUCAUGGUGAGACCGUAAAGAGCUUGGCAAUAGCAUUUAAGCCAGGAAAAGGACUUGAAGACGAGGGUCAGCGUAUUUGGCUAGGUACCAGCGCUGGAGAGCUUGUGGAAGUUGAUAUUUUAUCAAAUUCUAUCGUUUCGACGCGGUCAUAUCCCUCUCGCCGAGAGGUUAUUCAAAUAUUGCGUCAUAAGAAAGAUAUGUGGACUCUUGACGAUGAAGGUCGACUACUGGUGUGGAUGCCAGAUGAGUCUGGCACUCCCAAUUUACAGUACAGCUUUCACAGUCCGCAUGAGCGCGUUGCACGAGGCCAUACUUUUUCCAUGGUUGUAGAUGAUACGCUUUGGCUGGCCACCGGCAAAGAUGUACAUGUAUAUCGUCCUAGUGCACGCGAUGACGGCUCAUUCAAAGUUUUAAAGCGGCCACUCGGCUCCCAGCAUUCUGGUGAUGUUACAUCGGGGGUAUAUACCACCAAGGAUGGUGGCCGAGUAUAUCUUGGCCAUGCAGAUGGGAAGGUGACCGUUUAUUCGUCAACUGACUAUUCAUGUUUGUCCGUGGUCAACGUUAGCCUCUACAAGAUCAACUGCCUUAGUUUUGUUGGCGACUAUCUAUGGGCAGGAUACAAAACGGGCAUGAUCUAUGUCUACGAUGUCAGAAAAAAUCCCUGGAUUGUAAAAAAAGAUUGGCGUGCUCAUGAUAGCCCCGUCUCUGCUUUUGUACUGGAUACGAGUAGUGUCUGGACGAUUAAUCGUCUCCAGGUGACUUCACUUGGCACUGACCAGUGCAUUCGUCUUUGGGAUGGUAUGUUGGAGGAUGAUUGGCUUGAUGCUCGGAUGCAAACCAAAGAUGUGGAGUUUUGCACCUUUCGGGAACUGCGAACUGUCAUUGUGUCUUGGAAUGCCGGAGCUUCUACUCCCGGUAGUGUUCGCACGUCAGAUUUCAUUAGAGAUGCUGUCAAUCCGGAUCUUCCGCCUGAUAUCGUGGUGUUUGGUUUCCAGGAGCUGGUUGACUUAGAGAAUAAGAAGAUCACUGCAAAGAGUUUACUUAUGGGUAGCAAGAAGAAGGAGAAUGGCGAGAAGGAGCAUAUGAGUCGACAGUACCGAGUAUGGAUCGAACAUCUCACUCAGACUCUUAAUGCAUGCAUGCCUCUCGAUGAGUCGUAUGUUCUUAUCCACACUUCCAAUAUGGUCGGGUUGUUCACCUGUGCCUUUGUAAAGCACAAAGAACGCCACAAUAUCAAGAACCUUAGUGCAUCGGAGAUUAAGCGGGGAAUGGGUGGAUUACAUGGUAACAAGGGUGCCCUGAUCUUCCGCUUUGUUUUGGACGACAGUUCUAUGUGCUUUGUCAACUGCCAUCUUGCAGCAGGUCAGACCCAGACCGCUAACCGAAAUAAUGACAUUGCAGCUAUCCUGGAAGCCGAGUCAUUACCCGUGGAAAGCAAUUUCAAAUCACGAGCUGAUCAGUACGCCAGCGGUGGUGAUGGUUCUAUGAUUAUGGACCACGAGAUCUGCAUUCUGAAUGGAGAUUUGAACUACCGAAUUGACUCUAUUCCAAGAAAUGUCAUCAUCAACGCCGUCCAGCAAAACAACCUCUCUAAACUCCUUGAACGCGAUCAGCUUCUAGCAUCCCGACGAAAGAACCCGGGAUUCCGGCUACGCAGCUUUAUUGAGGCGCCGAUCACAUUUGCACCGACGUACAAGUAUGACGUUGGUACAGAUGAAUAUGAUACAAGUGACAAGAAACGCUCCCCGGCCUGGUGUGAUCGUGUUCUUUACCGAGGUCUUGGCCGCAUCAAACAACUCGACUACCGACGACACGAGGUUUAUGCCUCGGACCAUCGGCCUGUCAGUGCGAGCUUCAAGAUCCGCGCGAAGACGGUGCUCCAGAAGGAACGGGCUGCGGUUUGGGAGACGUGCCAACUCGAAUUUCAGGAUGAAAAGCGCCGUCUGGCUUCUGAGGCGAGCAUCGAGUAUCUCAUCACUGUGCUCGGCACUGACCCCCGCCAAGCGCGCGCCCUGAUCUUAGGAAAGGCAAAGUAA